Molecule: messenger RNA, 1068 nt
Organism: Corylus avellana
Lineage: Eukaryota; Viridiplantae; Streptophyta; Magnoliopsida; Fagales; Betulaceae
Product: GDSL esterase/lipase At2g30220-like
Molecular function (GO): hydrolase activity, acting on ester bonds
Source: RefSeq, a predicted model, not a curated record
AUGGACUCCCUUAUCUUCUUUGUUAUAUUGGUGAUAUCCUUCAAAGCAUGCAAAGCCAUAAAUACAACGCCCAAAACUACACCAAAAUUUCCUGCCGUUUUCAUCUUCGGUGACUCAACUGUAGAUUCCGGCAACAACAACUAUUUUGAAACAUUAGGUCGGGCCAACCAUAAGCCAUAUGGCCAAGACUUUCCUGGCCACGUUCCGACAGGGAGGUUUUCUAACGGAAAACUGGUUUCAGACUUCUUGGCCUCCAUGUUGGGGAUAAAAGAAACUGUCCCUCCUUUCUUGGAUCCAAGUCUAUCGGAUCAUGAACUCCAAACGGGUGUCUGCUUUGCGUCGUCCGGUGCCGGGUACGACGAUAUAACGCCGGAAGUAACCCGAGUAAUUCCGGUAAUGAAGCAGGUUGAGCUGUUCAAGAAGUAUAUUACGAGGCUCAAGGGAAUUUUAGGAGAAGAAGAAGCUAAGAAGACAAUUAACGGAUCAUUGGUUAUUAUUAGUGCAGGAACUAACGACUUUGCUUUUAAUUUCUACGACGCGCCGACAAGGAGGUUACAAUUCAACGUUAGUCAAUACCAAGAUUUUCUUCAAAACAGGCUGCAAAACUUUGUUAAGCAACUAUACGAUCUGGGAAGCCGGAAAAUGCUUAUAGCUGGACUUGUUCCAAUUGGUUGCUUGCCGUUUCAGAUAACCUUGAAGUUUCGGAAUCCGUUGAAGAGAAAGUGUAUAGAGAAUCAAAAUUUAGAUGCCAGAAAUUAUAAUGAAAAGCUUGUUAAUCUAUUACCCCAAAUGCAGGCGAAGCUUCCACAGAGUCAUAUUGCCUAUGCUGACGUGUAUGAGACUUUGAGUGACAUGAUUAAUAAUCCAACAAAGUAUGGUUUUGAAAAAACUAAGAACGGGUGUUGUGGCACCGGGUUGAUAGAAUUCGGACCGUUGUGUACUCCGGUGACUCCAACGUGUGAGAAGGUUUCAAACCACUUAUUUUGGGAUGCCGCUCAUCCAACUGAACCGGCCUAUCGGCACAUGGCCGAAAUUCUCGUGAAGGAAGCCAUUCCCAAGCUAGUGUGA